This is a messenger RNA of Acytostelium subglobosum LB1, 255 nucleotides long. RefSeq lists its product as hypothetical. Gene Ontology annotation, molecular function: proton-transporting ATPase activity, rotational mechanism. The record is from RefSeq and is a predicted model, not a curated record. The transcript is spliced from 3 exons. Gene Ontology annotation, biological process: proton transmembrane transport. Gene Ontology annotation, cellular component: proton-transporting V-type ATPase, V0 domain. Lineage: Eukaryota; Evosea; Eumycetozoa; Acytosteliales; Acytosteliaceae. The coding region runs from base 1 to 255 and encodes 84 amino acids.
AUGGCAUUGGACAACGGUACGACCAUCGGUAUGGUCACUGCCAUCUACUUUGGCGUCGGCAUUAUCUUCUCGAUCAACCCAUUCUGUGUAAAUGAUAAGGCACUCUGCCGUGUUGCUAUUAUAACAACUAUUGUCUGUUGUUGGUUAUUAUGGUUGCUCUGUUUCAUGUCACAAAUGCAUCCAAUGGCCAACCCAGAGCCACAACCAAUCAAUCCAUCAGAACAUUCUGGCAGCAGCAGCAGCAGCACUCACUAG